Molecule: messenger RNA, 1233 nt
Organism: Macrosiphum euphorbiae (potato aphid)
Lineage: Eukaryota; Metazoa; Arthropoda; Insecta; Hemiptera; Aphididae
Source: the annotation of a GenBank genome assembly
AUGGAGUCUUUAUUGCAAGAAGAAUUGCCAACAAUUGUAAGCAAUGGUGCGUUCGGAAAAAAUCUCAAAUAUGUAUCAUUUGAAUUGGACAAGGAUCUCGUCGGACAGAAUCAGUACAUGUCAACAGUAUUAUUUGGUACAGUCACAACAUCCGAUGAAUCAAAACAUCGUGUUCUGAUUAAGUUAAAACUUCGAGAUGAGGAAACUAGAAUUAAGUUUAAAAUCGACUUUCAAUUCCACAACGAAAUUACGAUGUAUGAAAAAAUUAUACCAUUUAUAUUUGAAUGUUAUCGCUCUAUGAGAGGUGUUGGGGACUGUCCCACAUUGGCUAGAUGCUUUUACGGUCGUAAUAAAUGUGGUGAGUUUGCUGAAAGAGAUUUAAUAGUAUUGGAGAACGUUAAUCCUUUGGGAUUCCGAUUGAGUGAAGCACGUCCUUUUCUUGACUAUGAUCACGUUUUAAUUGCAUUCCGAACUUUAGCAAAGUUUCAUGGGUUGUCAUAUACAGCGAAACACAAAGAACCCGGUCGACUUCAAGAAAUCACUAUGGAUAUCCGGGAUACACAAUUUGAUGCAAAUGGACAGUGGAUAUUUAAUAACAACGCAUUAGGUAAAUUUUUUAAGCGAGGAGUCGACCGACUAAUUGAGCGUAGCGGUAACCUUUACCGGGACAACGAACACUUGCGACGAAUUAAAGUGCUCAUCGAUGACGGAAACAACUCACUGAGACGUGUGCUCGUUCCCCAAGAACCGUUUUCCGUCGUGUGCCACGGGGAUUUCAAUCGAAACAAUGUGUUGUUCCGGUACGACGAGUCGGGACUUCCAGCUGACGUUUUGCUAUUCGAUUUUGGAACUCCUCGUUACGGGUCUCCAGCGUUAGAUCUGUCGUUUUUCUUGUACAUGAACACAACGCAAAACUUGCGUAAAAGUCGAUUGGACGAUUUACUGAACGCGUACUGCUUGACGUUAGCUGAAUCCGUACCGUCCGGCGUCCGGGUGCCAAACAGAGCCGAACUGGACUCCGAAAUGUCCAAGUGUGCCUUUUUGGGAUUAGCACAUGCAAUUUUUUUCUUACCCCAUCAGUUAGAAUCUGAUAACAUUUAUCGUGAGGGAAUGGACGAAGAAGAAACUACAGAGUGGCUAUUACAGCUGGGUGGUGAUACUGCAACGGAUCGAGUGGCUGACUUAGUCCAACACAUCGUCGAUAUGGAAUACACAAAUUUGUUACGUAGUUAA